This is a messenger RNA of Oryza sativa Japonica Group (Japanese rice), 774 nucleotides long. RefSeq lists its product as uncharacterized. The record is from RefSeq and is a predicted model, not a curated record. Lineage: Eukaryota; Viridiplantae; Streptophyta; Magnoliopsida; Poales; Poaceae.
CGCUCUCGUCACACCCCUCGGACAUACAGCAAUCAUGGAACACAUCCGCUCUUUCCUCCUAGCAGCACUGGCAGUCGUGGUGGCCGCGGCCACGGCGGCGGCGGCGGGGCUACCGCCGCUGCCAUCCACAAUGCCGGCGGACGUGCCGCAGCCGGAGAUCCCGCCGUGCCUGAACGACCUGAUGCCAUGCGCGUCCGUGUACGACGACAGCUCCAUGCUGGGGCCGUGCUGCGACGCGCUGGGGAAGGUGUUCAAGAGCGAUCGGGCGUGCCUCUGCCAGAUCUGGGAGAUGGCCAGAAACGACACCAGGCAGGUCGGGAGCAACGCCCUCGACGGCGAUCAGCAAAUGUUCGCCCGGUGCAAGAUCCCUGGCGCUUCCUCCACCAUCUGCGACAACGGGCAAGCAGGUCAUGGAACAUCGGCAGGCUACUCCUCGACAGGCUCCCAAGCAAGAAAUGCCUCACCUCACUCGAGGUUGACCGAGGCAUUCCGGAUCUUUCUUCUCCUUCAAAUACUGUUCAUUUUGGGAGUGUGAAGCACACUUUGGAAGACAUCAUUUUCCAUAUUCAUCUCCCAGUUCAGUGCAUGUAACCACAUAUGCAUGUUAGUUGUUUGACCGAGGUGAAUGAUUCGAAGACAAUGGUCGCUGUCUAGUUUUAUUUACUAUGUACUUUGGAUUUAUGCAAGUUCCACAUUUUUUCGUUGAGGUAAUUAUGGAUACACUACCUGAAAAACUAUAUCUAUAUAUUUUAGGCUGCGAAGGCCCUUUCACUA